CGCUUCUGUAGAUGCUGCAGGGACGAUUUGAUCGAUCUCCUGUGUGAAUUACCGGCGGCAUACCGAUGGAUUUUUACCGUGCUUGUGUCUUAUUUCACCCGUAAGAACAGCUAACGGACUAGUUUUGCCAUUUUGGAUUUUAUUACGUGUGUAGGCCUAUUUUUUUUUCUUAAGAUCUUUGGGGAGGAAUCACGAGCAGCAUGCUGCUCUCCAAGCUGGACUCGUUGUCUCACAUUUCAUCAAGCAUGGAGCUACCGGCGAAGCUCCAUCUCCAGCAAGCUAAAACGGAGAAGCAGUCCUUUGAGAAGCUGUACCGGCUGGGUCCGGUGCUCGGCAGCGGAGGAUUCGGCACCGUGUACUCGGCUAUCCGCCUCGCCGACGGGCUGCCGGUGGCGGUGAAGCAUGUGUGCAGGGAGAGGGUGACUGAGUGGGGCUCUCUGUGUGGCGUGGUGGUCCCUCUUGAGAUCGUGCUGUUGAAGAAGGUGGGCGGGGCGUUCGGCGGCGUUGUGCGUCUGUUGGACUGGUGGGAGCGGUCGGACGGCUGGCUGCUGGUGAUGGAGCGUCUCGAGCAGGGGCAGGACCUGUUCGAUUACAUCACAGAGCGCGGCGCCCUGGACGAGGCGGAGGCGCGCGGCUUCUUCCUGCAGGUGCUGGAGGCCGUGCGUCACUGCUACACCUGCGGCGUCAUCCACCGAGACAUCAAAGACGAGAACCUGCUGGUGGACCUGAGGACGGGACACAUCAAACUCAUCGACUUCGGCUCGGGAGCCCACCUCAAAGAGACCGCCUACACAGAGUUUGAUGGAACGCGGGUUUAUAGUCCUCCAGAGUGGAUCCGGUUUCGCAGGUACCACGGUCGCUCAGCCACCGUGUGGUCGCUCGGCGUGUUGCUGUAUGACAUGGUGUGUGGGGACAUCCCCUUCGAACAGGACGAGGAGAUCCUGAGAGGACGGGUCUGCUUCAGAGAACAAGUCUCCUCAGAGUGCCAGCAGCUGAUUGGAUGGUGUCUCAGCCAGCGGCCGUCUGACAGGCCGACCGUGGAGCAGAUCCUCCUCCACCCGUGGGUGACGGGCAGCGCUGGACAGAAGACGGACAACAACAGCAUCACGCUCCACUCCAUCACAGCUGACUCCUCCUCUGCAUCCUCUUCCUCCUCCUCCUCCUCUGGCCAGCAGAGCGUCUGAUUGGUCAAACGGAGGCUUCCAGAGGGCGAGGCAUGGACUUGAUUGACAGCCCUCCUCUGGUGGUGUUUGAUGAGUUUGCUUGGGAACGCUGGUCGUCUCGAGAUGUGAUCGAAGCGAGUAGCUCUUAUAGAGCCUCAUCACACCUCAGAGUGCCUUAAGAUUAAAAACAUUGUGCGGUGAAGCUUUGCCAUGGCAACGAACCUCAUGUCAGGGCUUGUUCUAGGGUUGUCGAAGUACCAAUUUUUUGAAACUCCCGAGUCCAUUCUGGUAAAAUUUAAACGAUAUAGCUGUUUUGAUACCAUGACAACAAUAAAACGUGUUAGGCACCCAUUACUGGGUCAUUUUACUGUUUUUAUUUUUUUUAUAUUACUAAAGAAAUGCAGGUAAACUUCUGCAAACGGUCUAAAUUACAAAAAAAACCCAUUUUCAACAGAUCGGUGCUGAGGCUCUGUGCAAUUCAGUCAACUGUAACUGAAGAUUUUUUUGUUUUUUCAAAGUUUCUGUACUUUUUGAAACUGUUGAUCAUUACAAUGAAGCUCGUUUCCCUAUUUUAAAAAAAACAAACAUUGAUGAGCACCAACGUAAACCUCACAGGGCGUUUAUGUUCCACCAUUUCUUUCAAGUCAACAUCUGGCCUCGUCAAGUGGGGACGCCCGCAACUCAGUUCAGACAUUACUUUGAGAAAGGUGUGGUUCGCCCCGAGGAGGGAGAGAAACAUGGUGCUCUGGGUUUUCAGAAUAAAAGAGAGCUAUCUUUUCUUUGGCGAAUUCAGACCGAACUGUAAGAACUUCUGAUAAGAACAGAGAAGCUGCAACUUCUUUUUCAGCUUACUUGAACAACUGCCAAAAAGAUCAACCGACGUGUAUGUUUAAAAACUGUCCUGUGAGGAACCGACUUCGGCCUCCCAACGCACCCCGACCCUCACCUGCUGACAAAGUGGGAUACUUGAAAACACACAAUCUACACUCUUAAAGACACACACACACACACACACACACCUUUGUGGAGUCCGCCUCAGGAGGCCACAUACGACUCUGCUCGGAUACCAAAAGAUGUUUACUCUGUGGAGUCUCAAGUUUCUGUCCUGACUCCUUUUUUUUUUUUUUUUUUUUUUUCUUUUGAUGUUUUUGAGAACGAACACGUGCUCUCCUGAUUUAAAAUUCAGAAAAGGUCUUAUUUAAGCAGUAAGUCUGACUGUUAUCUCUUCUCACUGGUGCUGCUGUUGACCUGACCCUUCAUGGCUGAACUUCCAGCUACGUUCUUGUUCACCGUUUUCUCUUCUCUCCCUUGAAAUGUUAAAUGUUUAGACAAGGUACCUGAGUUUCAGUUUUGAGACCGCUUCAAUGCUUCAGAUCAUUCUUGAGUCCAGUCAGUUUAAACCCCCCUCAAAAAACGGCGGUCCCAUGUGUCUCAAUUGUUUCAAUGUGUCUCACUACUUUUGUUCUGAAAAUCCGAGUCCCUCCAGCUGUCCGUCUCUGGGUGUGAAACGCACAUUCAAUGCAAAAAUGUCUUUCUUGUAUGUAUUUUAUAUAUACCGGUAUAUUUAUUUUAUAUAUCUCUGUAUUUAUUUGGAGAAGAGACAUCCCCUCUGUGGUUAUUUAUUCAACAUGUCUCCUGUUCCAAGUGUUUUUUUUAAUUUUUUUUAUAGUUUCUCAUGAGGACGAGGUUUGUUCUGGUUUUUCUGACAUCAGAUUUACAGUUUGUUCUCAGAUCAUCCGUUUGUAUGUUUCAUGUUCUGGUGUUGUAAAUAAUUCUCAGAGAAAAAAAAGUAUU
Labrus bergylta (ballan wrasse) is the source of this 2957-nucleotide messenger RNA. Its product is annotated as serine/threonine-protein kinase pim-3-like. Gene Ontology annotation, biological process: protein autophosphorylation; regulation of mitotic cell cycle; negative regulation of apoptotic process. Gene Ontology annotation, molecular function: protein serine/threonine kinase activity; ATP binding. Lineage: Eukaryota; Metazoa; Chordata; Actinopteri; Labriformes; Labridae. Gene Ontology annotation, cellular component: cytoplasm. The record is from RefSeq and is a predicted model, not a curated record.